CCCCCCCCCCUCGCCGGCCUCGUCCCCCCUGUCGCGGCAGCCCGCUUGUCCCGGCCCGCGCGCGCGCGCACCAUGUCCUCGCAGUCUGGCACGCCGCCGCCCCUCGGGCUCUUCGUCGAGCGCUGGGUCAGCAAUCCGAUGUCCGACUGGACCACGGUGGACUGGAUGAACUCCGGCAUUCUGCUGGACACUUGCCACCAUCCGCACCGGGAUCCCGAUGUCCCGAUUUCCCUGUGCCUGGUGUGCUUCUCGCGGCACUGGUUCAACUUCCUGGAAGCACACUCCUUCUUCUUCCUGCCGCCGGCGCACUAUGGCGGCCCGCUCCCGGCAUACGUGGUCCCGGACUACGGGUCAACUGCCCACCUGCCGGGGAGCGAGCUGCAGCUGUGCCAUGCCCCGCGGCUGGACGUGUCGCCCAUCGUUUUGGCCAUCAGCCUGGCCCGGGCCCCGGGGAUAGGGGGCUCCGGGGCCAAGGCCGACACCGCCGCCGCCCCCGCCCCCGCCGCCGCCCCCGCCACCACCACCAGUGCGGUCGAGCGUCCAGCCGCGCCGCUGCGACUCUUCCAGGCACUGCCCUUCCGUGUGGCGGAUCCGGCCGUCCGGUCGAUCCCGGCGGCCGGCGGCGCAGCCACCCCACCGGGCCCAGCCCCGGCCCCGGGCGCAGGCCCCCCUGCUGCCGCCGCCGCCGCCGCCGCCGCCGCCGCCCCCGGCCCACCGACCACCGCCGCCACGUCCCUCUAUUUUCUCCUUCAGUCCCCGCCGCAGGAUUCGAAUGCCCGAAGCUCGGCGCAGAAUCUGCGCCGGCGAUCGCGCGUCCGCGAGCGCGUCCGCAAAGCCGCCCAGCUGGAGUUCGGCUACUACGACCCGGCCAACAUGCCGGACCUGCAUCUGUCCUCGCGGCCGGCCCCGGGCGGCGACGGCAGCGGGGGCGACGACCCAGCCGGUCCGGCCGGCUCAUCGACCACGCCGCCGCCCAUGCCGCCGGUUCCCCCGCACCAGGAGAACUAUCUGUACUUUCCGCCGCGCAUCCGGCCGAUCGCCGAUGUCUCGGCCUUUUGCCGAGCCGGUGCCGUGGCCGCCCGGCGCCCUUCGCCCCCCUCCAAGCGGGAGCCCGACACAUUCCCCCUCUCGGCUAUGGACGCUGCGCAGCAGCAUUCACAGCCUCAGCAGCAGGCCCAGCAGCAGCAGCAGCAGCAGCAGCAGCAGCGACAGUAG
This is a messenger RNA of Fonticula alba, 1215 nucleotides long. RefSeq lists its product as hypothetical. Lineage: Eukaryota; Rotosphaerida; Fonticulaceae. The record is from RefSeq and is a predicted model, not a curated record. The transcript has a single exon. Bases 73 to 1215 code for a protein of 380 amino acids.